GCCGCCGCCGCCCCGGGAUCCCCGCCGCCGCCCAAGAUGCCCGGCGGCUGCGCGCUCCCGCUCGCCUGGCUGCUCCUCGCCGCGGCGCUUUCGGCCACCCCGGGGCUCGGGUCACCGGUGAAGGAAAAGAGAGGCUGGACCCUGAACAGCGCUGGCUACCUCCUCGGUCCACAUGCUGUUGACAACCACAGGUCGUUUCAGGAGAAGCCCGGCCUCACCGGCAAACGGGAGCUCCCGCCCGAGGACGCAGGGAUGCCAGGAAGCUUCGCCCGGCCGCUGUCCGAGAACGCUGUUGUGCGCACCAUCAUCGAGUUUCUGACUUUCUUGCGUCUCAAAGAGGCCGGGGCCCUGGGGUUCCUGCCCGACCUCCCGCCUGCAGCCUCCGCAGAAGACGGGGAGCAGCCCUGAGGAAGCCCUCGAGAAUGUCCCUGUGCGCGGCGUCGCUUCCGGACAAACUUGGACACGAUGGAACGUGUUGUGGCGACUCCCGCAGGGCGGCCAGUCCUGUCCUCUCUGCUCCAAUGCUGUGCCAUUAGCGUUUCGUUGUUGUUAGGAUCAGUUUCCCCCUUUGGUAAUUAUUUUGAGUGAGAAUAAAAGAUAGCAACUGCC
Messenger RNA from Hyaena hyaena (striped hyena), 609 nucleotides. RefSeq names its product galanin and GMAP prepropeptide (gene GAL). Gene Ontology annotation, molecular function: hormone activity. The record is from RefSeq and is a predicted model, not a curated record. The transcript has 6 exons. Gene Ontology annotation, cellular component: extracellular region. The coding region runs from base 37 to 408 and encodes 123 amino acids. NCBI's taxonomy places the organism in Eukaryota, Metazoa, Chordata, Mammalia, Carnivora, Hyaenidae.